UUAAUGUAAUUGUAAGACAAAUUGUUUAAAUUGAUUUUUCUAAAUUUAUUCUCCAUCAUUUCGCUAGCAUUCGCUAAUGCAUUGUUAAGCAUAUUAUUUCGUUGGUAUAACGCAAUGGAGAAUGGUGCUAAUUCCUUCACACGCGCGCGCGCGCGCGCGCGCGUGUGUGUGUGUGUGUGUGUGUGUGUGUGUAUGAUGCUGGUGAUUCAGAAGAAAUUUAGUGGACGAAUAUCUCCGAGUCGUUGUCUCGCAUGACGUGACCGGCCAGGCCAAAUACGUGUAUUCUCAAGCAAUAACAUCGCAAAUGUGUGUUAAUUCCCCAAGAAUACGCGUCGCCAACCUGACCUACGAAGAAGCGUCCGUCGUCUUCUUUCUUGAGGGUUCGAGUCGACAUCACCUCCUGGCAUGUAAAGAUGAUAAUUGACUGAUUGACACCGAUUGAAAGGCUAGUAAACUACAGCUGCUUUGGAACGAUCGGCGACCCAAAAGCUCAACCAUGUUGCGGUGUGUCGGCAAUCCCGCCAACCCCCUCGGGCAUGUGGCGCACACCCUCUAUUCUCGCCCGUCGUGCUGGUUCAAACAUCCCGAGAACGAUGUCGAGACCAAAGCAGGACCGAAACCAGAAGCGGAAACAGAGACGAGCACAAGAGCGAUAGAAUGCCGCACACGACGCGAGAGCCAGGGAGGGAGGGUGCAAGGUGGAAAGAGACGACAGCAUCGGGUGCAUCGUUCCGUGUUGAGUUUGCCUCUAUGGUCUGAAAUCGUUUCCUGCGGAAGAGCAAGCACUUCGUAUCCACCGCCGAACAUCACGAUUUCCUCCGCGAGCCAAUUCGCCGAACAUUCGUCGACUUCCGGGAUAUCCGUUCCGAUGAUCGGGAACGUACUUGAGAUUGAAAUUUUCGCUGCACGAUAAUAUAUUACGAAAGAUUGAGAUUCAGAAUGUCUCUUACUUUUUUCCUUAUAUUACAAAAAAUGCUUGAUAGUUUCUAUAUAUAUCAAUUAAAUGCACUGAAU
This is a messenger RNA of Pogonomyrmex barbatus (red harvester ant), 1014 nucleotides long. RefSeq lists its product as uncharacterized. The record is from RefSeq and is a predicted model, not a curated record. Lineage: Eukaryota; Metazoa; Arthropoda; Insecta; Hymenoptera; Formicidae.